CAUUCAUUCUCAGUCUCCGCUGCACUGAAGCUUAGGGUUUUUGGUGUAAACAUGGCAACUGCGGCGGUAGAAUCGGUUCAGUGUUUCGGACGGAAGAAGACUGCAGUGGCCGUUACCCACUGCAAACGCGGCCGUGGACUCAUAAAGAUCAAUGGCGUUCCAAUCGAGCUCAUCCAGCCGGAGAUUCUCCGCUACAAGGCCUUCGAGCCUAUCCUCCUGUUGGGGCGCCACAGAUUCGCCGGAGUGGACAUGCGAAUCCGCGUCAAGGGCGGCGGUCACACCUCCCAAAUAUACGCCAUCCGUCAGUCCAUUGCCAAGGCCCUCGUCGCCUUUUACCAGAAGUACGUCGACGAACAGUCGAAGAAGGAGAUAAAGGACAUACUCGUGCGCUACGACAGGACAUUGCUCGUUGCUGACCCCAGGCGCUGCGAGCCCAAGAAGUUCGGUGGUCGCGGUGCUCGUGCCAGGUUCCAGAAGUCUUACCGUUGAAAAUUUUUCUUUCUUUUGCUCAAUAUUUUUAUUUUUGCUACCUUAAUUAUUCAACUAUUAUGUGCUCUUCUUAAUUUCCCAUUUGGAUUGAAGGAUUGUUUUGUCUCACUUGGGUUUUUUAAAAAUAUAAUUUCAGAAGCCUUCAAUUCUUACUUCCCCA
Molecule: messenger RNA, 649 nt
Organism: Ipomoea triloba (trilobed morning glory)
Lineage: Eukaryota; Viridiplantae; Streptophyta; Magnoliopsida; Solanales; Convolvulaceae
Product: 40S ribosomal protein S16
Exons: 1
Coding region: 52-489 (145 amino acids)
Biological process (GO): maturation of SSU-rRNA from tricistronic rRNA transcript (SSU-rRNA, 5.8S rRNA, LSU-rRNA); translation
Cellular component (GO): cytosolic small ribosomal subunit; ribosome
Molecular function (GO): structural constituent of ribosome; RNA binding
Source: RefSeq, a predicted model, not a curated record